AAUCACAAAAAAAAUUGGUCUUUAAUCUUUAUAAUUGUUCUUGUUUACUUGUAAUAAAUCUGUAACUCCUCCCCCCUCAGACGGUGGGCGGGGCCUGUGCCUGACGGAGGCCUGCGUCUCCGUGGCGGCUCAGAUGGGCGAGGCGAUGGACCGCAGCGUGGACCCCUGCUCUGACUUCUACCAGUUCUCCUGUGGAGGCUGGGUGAAGAAGAACCCGCUGCCCGACGGGCGCUCCAGGUGGUCCACCUUCAACAGCAUCUGGGAGCAGAACCAGGCCCUGCUCAAACACCUGCUGGAGAACGGGACGUUUAACGGCAGCAGUGAAGCCGAGAGGAAGACGCAGUCCUACUACCUGUCCUGCCUCAACACGCAGAGGAUCGAGGAGCUGGGGGCCCAGCCACUCGUAGACCUCAUCGCCAAGAUCGGGGGCUGGAACAUGACGGGCCCUUGGGAUAAAGACAACUUCAUGGAGGUCCUGAAGGUGGUUUCUGGCCCUUACAGAGGACAGCCUUUCUUCAGCGUCGGAGUCAGCGCAGACCCCAAACACUCCAACAGCAACGUCAUCCAGGUGGACCAAUCAGGGCUCUUCCUGCCGUCCAGAGAUUAUUACCUCAACAAGACUGCCAAUGAGAAGGUGCUGGUGGCGUACCUGGACUACAUGGUGGAGUUGGGCCUGUUGCUAGGCGGAGAAAAUAACUCCACCCUGAUCCAGAUGCAGCAGAUCCUGGAGUUUGAGACGGCGCUCGCCAAGAUCACCGUCCCUCAGGACCAGCGGCGAGACGAGGAGAAGAUCUACCACAAGGUCACCAUCGCCGAACUGCAGGUGAGUCGCUAAUCUACAGGUGAAGUC
Messenger RNA from Notothenia coriiceps (black rockcod), 850 nucleotides. RefSeq names its product endothelin-converting enzyme 2-like. Gene Ontology annotation, cellular component: plasma membrane. NCBI's taxonomy places the organism in Eukaryota, Metazoa, Chordata, Actinopteri, Perciformes, Nototheniidae. The transcript has 5 exons. Gene Ontology annotation, biological process: protein processing. Bases 134 to 835 code for a protein of 233 amino acids. Gene Ontology annotation, molecular function: metalloendopeptidase activity. The record is from RefSeq and is a predicted model, not a curated record.